GCUUAUGAGUCACUAUUUUGGCUAUCUCGUUACGGGUAGUUGAAAAAGCAGGUAGAAAGAACGAUCUAAUCAUGCUUACGGAAAAAGAUCAGCUCGUGUCAGCAGAUGAGGAGAAGAUCAAAACGGUGGGACGGAUGACCAAUGUUGCUUUUCGAUUAGGGAAGAGCGACCAGAGCCCGGUUUCGCACGUCCUCACACGAACUCUGACGCCGUACCUUCAGUGGUCAGCGUGCCUGGAGGAGCCGAGAAGCGGCAACAACCCGCCAUCGCAACGAGGAUAUAUCGACCCGCGGGGGAUAGUUGGCCUCGCUUUCUUCCAAGAUCGAACAGUCUUCGAAGACGAGGAGCUAGCGAUAGAAGAAGAAUCGGAAGAAGAAGAAGACGGCGCAAAGGAGGAAGAAGAGGAGGAAGAAACACCAGAAGAAGGCAGUUAUAGUGAACACAGCGAGGGAGAGCAGAGUGAGGACGACGAAGAAGAAGAGGAAGACGAGGAAGAGGAAGAGUUGGAGUUGGAAGAAUCCGAGUGGGAAAUCUCGGCGGAAGAGGUGGAACGAACGGACGCUCAGGCGGAAGCCAUAGCCGCCCAAGCCCGAAGAUGGGGAUGCGGCCGGAAAGCGACAGCUGGAAUUCGCAAGCAGAGCGAAUCUGUCGAUCGCCGUCGAUCUAGCCAAAGAUCGAGGCGGCACGUAAACGAGAAGAGAUCCCAGCUGCCGAGACUUCGAGCGCACCGGCCAGGCGGCGACGAAGCCGAUCCCCCUCCCCCUCCACCUCCGACCGGCCACCAGUUCGAGCCCGUCUUGAUGCAGGCCAUCAGGCUUCGUCCCCAGUCCUUAUCCCGUCGUCCCCUUGAUCACUUCACCCUCCGCCAGAUCACCACCCUCGUCACCUUCCCCCGUAAUCCCUUCCCGAUUGAUACCUUCUGAUUUUUCUACGCCACCCGCCUUGUUGUCACUGUUCACCCCCAUCCCUCGACCCGGUGCGCCCUUCCCGACUU
Chara braunii is the source of this 994-nucleotide messenger RNA. NCBI's taxonomy places the organism in Eukaryota, Viridiplantae, Streptophyta, Charophyceae, Charales, Characeae. The record is from the annotation of a GenBank genome assembly.